UGGAUGUUGUGUAUCUUAUUCUUAGGCGUGUUUCUGAACUGACUGUACAGUUCUCUUCGACAACUUCUCCGGAGGCAUGACAGCGAGUGGACUGCUACGUAGCCACCUCUAAUAAAGUACUCAGUAGUCUACUCAUUGUGCUAGUCUGCAUAGUGGCCUUGAUCUCGACCCUUCGUCGCGUCAAUCUUUCCGUUAGUAGGAAGAAAAAGUGUGUAGAACUUCUCCCUUCCCAGUCAUCAACGCUCUUUCCUCUCUUCGAACGCACCAUCAUUCUCCCUUACCAUCCGAGGAACACCCUUUGCCUCGAGUCGCAAGCCUUCAUCUGAUACUCUCACCGGCCUCAUUCGCUCUCGCCUCGGAUAUUCUUGCCAGCUAGAAGUUAUACUCAGCCAGCUCAGCCAUCCUUGCCUUGUAAGAGAGCCGUUCACAGUCUUGAUCACACCCACCCACCGACCCACCUGAAGAGUCAGAACCUUCUUCCACUUUCGUAUAUUGGUUCUAACCGGAAGUUCCAAAUUUGGCUACCACAUCAAGACGUGACCUGUCCCGACCGGUCUUACGUACUUCGUUAUUUACCCAGACGCUCGCUCAACCACACUAUGGAUUCUACUGCGUUUGCCUCCCCUUACCCACAAACUCCUACUCCCGGUGGCUCGGCUACCGCCAACCAACUCAACCGACCCCCACUCACCUCACUCAAGCCAUUCGGCUAUUCCGGCGAACCAUCAAAGCCCUUCAUCCGCAAGCCCCACACACCUCACCCACUCACCCAGGUCAGCAUGAUCGACAGUCUCUCAACCAUCGCCAAUGAGUCUCACUCCAAUAAUAGAAGACCCAAUAAUAUCACCCUCAACCAAGCCACCAGGAAUGAACCGGAACAGUCCUUGGAAGAGGACCUGCUGGCGUUUGAAGAAGAGCAGCGAAAUUUCCAACGUCGACCCAUCAUCUCUAGGGCAUCACGCGUAUCCGAUGACCUCACCGAAGAUGAGGAAUUUGGACAGGAUGAUCAAAGCAGUCGUGGCCAACAAUCCGCCCAAACGACUACCAAUGAUGAUGAUGAUGAGGAGGAGGAGGAGGAGGAGGAAGAGGAGCAGGACUCUGAUUUCGAUCGAGAUAGCGACUCUCUUAGAAUCGGCCUAUCCUCCCUCUCCCCCCCUGGGAUCGGCCGCGCCUCUCACCAUCCCGGCCAGUUAUCGACCACCCUCAGCACCAACGCCCUCAACGCGCAAGUUCUCUUGCCAAUGACCAAGAUCUUACCAUGGACGACGACCCAAUCGCAAGUCAGUCAUACUCCCGUCAGUGGCUUCCAAGGAAUGGCACGCCAGCUCAGACAUGACUUCGAACAGUUCGGCGGUGUCCCUUCCCCCGUACACUCAAAGACGAAGAAAGCAAAUCCUAUGCGUAAAGAACCCACCACUCGCGGGGGAACACUCAAAGGCGGUCUACCUACCAACGACGGCAUUCGAGCUAAACGCGUCUUUGGCUCUGAUCUAGAUCAAGGUCUCAAACCUCCUCGACUCAAUCAGCUACAUUCUGCUGGAUUAACCUCUACUCCGCCCGUCAAGCUUCAUCCAUCCAACCCCACUCAACAAAAUCAAAACCAACAACGGGGAAGAAACACAUUGGCUGAGCUGAAGAAUCAGAUCCCCUCUCGACUUCCUCCCAAUCGACUCCACAGGCCAAUGAUACGGAUCGUCGAUGCUACAUCUGAUAGCAACACUCCCAGUGGAUACGAUCUAUCAUUGGCACCUGGCGCUCGCAAAAUCGUUGGAAAUUCCGUACGCGUGCCAGAUGUCACCGGGCUUACCGAUGCCCUCUGUAGCCCGGACAAGGCAGAUUUCCCAUCGGGCAACACGCUCAAAGGAGUGAGGUCCACGAACGAAAGUGCACGGCCAGAUCCAACUCUUCACGAAGCUUUGUCACUCUUACGACGCCGGUUAGGCACGUUGGAAACCGAAAAUGAAGCUUGUCAAACACGCAUACGCGAUCUCCAAUCCGAGCUCAAUCGUGCCAAUCAGGCACCAGUCGCCCACGCCGCUCCAGCGUCUCAUGACCAUGCCGAUAACUCAACCAGAGUCACCAACAAACCAGCUGUCGAGCGCAUCGUCCAAAAACUAAAGGCUCAUACUCGUCGUCUUGAAGGUGUCAUCGAAUCACAUGCCAUCGCCCUUGAUGAAUUGAAUGCCUUCAAGACUCGCCACAAGAAUGUCCGACAAGAGCUUCGCGGGGUCAAAACUGAGGGGCGACAGUUGUCCGAGGAAGUGGAUGACAUGAAGACCAGUUUGGAAGGCCUGACUUCGGAAGUCCGUGAGAUUCGUAGUGUGAUCGAGAGGCUAGUCAAAACCGCAUCUCAACCUGAGCCUAUGAGCAAGAACCAAGUCCCAGGACCCAGUCAACCAGGCAUGAGCCGUCGGGGCACUGCGACCACUAAAAUCAACGAUCCUAAGGCACCAAUGUCCAAAAGCCAGCCAACUGUCAAGCGCCACUUACCCAGCACAUCGUCACAACAGCCUCCUCAGUCUCAGGCGACGCGUAAUGACAUUGAAGACUGGCGAUCGCAAACAUCUACGAUUCAGAUUAGCGGACAGAGCUUUCUUGGGUCCGAUGAGGUUGAACGAUUAAAAAGAGAUGUUGAGCAGGAGCAACUCCUUCAACAUGCUGGCCAAGGACUCACCAAAGCCCGGUCGAAUAAUCCUCCGAGUGCUUCUAGCAGUCGUCCCCCGCCUCUUGCUAAACCAGUAGCCACGGGCCCCAGUAACAGAGCACCGCCGAUCCGGACCAGCUCAGCUCCUACGAUCAAGUUCGGAGGAAACGUCGAGCCAAUCAAAGCGACUGAUGAACUCUCGAGGGGGGAAGCCAUACUCAACUCGCUCCCGAAAGGCCGGCAUGACGACAUGAGCUGCUCGCAGUGUCGCCUCAGACGACAAAAGAACGGCACCGCUAGCAAUCAUCCGCUGUCUAAUCGAACCAAUAGCGCUCCAGUGGCCCCCAUGCCUGUUAGUAAGACAAAAGAAGAACGGGAUGAACCUGAGGAUGAGGAAGAAAGCCUGCCACCUCAAGCGGUCUUGGUGGCCAUCUUGAAAGAUCUCGAGGUGGACUUUGAAGUGCAUCGAAAAAUCUUUGUCGAAUUGUCUGAGACUUAUCGGAAGAUGAACCCAGCGUCGAUCCAAAUCAGCAAGCGGAAAGCUCUGGCUCAACAUUUGCGGGAGAGUGUGGAUACCCUCGAAAAGAAGGCGGGUCAUAUCAAGCACUUAUAUGACCUGUUACAUGUCAAAGAUCUGCCACUCAAAUCAGGACCAUCAUCCAAGAAGUAA
This is a messenger RNA of Puccinia graminis f. sp. tritici CRL 75-36-700-3, 3314 nucleotides long. RefSeq lists its product as uncharacterized. Gene Ontology annotation, molecular function: microtubule binding. Bases 600 to 3314 code for a protein of 904 amino acids. The record is from RefSeq and is a predicted model, not a curated record. Lineage: Eukaryota; Fungi; Basidiomycota; Pucciniomycetes; Pucciniales; Pucciniaceae. The transcript is spliced from 7 exons.